Molecule: messenger RNA, 2586 nt
Organism: Sorex fumeus (smoky shrew)
Lineage: Eukaryota; Metazoa; Chordata; Mammalia; Eulipotyphla; Soricidae
Gene: CCDC87
Product: coiled-coil domain containing 87
Exons: 1
Coding region: 1-2586 (861 amino acids)
Source: RefSeq, a predicted model, not a curated record
AUGGAUCCCGCCAAGGAAGAGUCCGAGCUCCGGCACCUUUACCACCGGAUGCUGCGUCCGCUGACGCUCUUCCCUCGCCGGGAGCCGCUGCCCGAGCCUCAGAGGACCCCCCCGCAGGACCCGGUGCUGCCCUUGCCGGUCUCCCGGCUGACGCAGGCGUCGCUGUGCCACCAGGUGGCCAAACGGCUGGCCCAGAGCGGGUUGACUUUGCAGGUGUCGGCCGAGGGCCGGAGCCAUUUGACCAACGUCAUCCUGGACGAGCUGAAGUGUGGCUGGUGGGAGCCUCCCCCGGAGCCCGGGCUGAGUCACCUGGACAACCAGAGGCUGCGGAAGCGGCUGCAGGCCCACGUGCUGCUGAGCAGCGAGCAGCUCUUCUUAUGCCACCUGAACAUGCUGGCGACCUCGGAGACCACCUCGACCGUCUUCACCAAAAACGCCAUGCUGGUCCGUUUGUCCGCCAGCCUCUCGAGGUGCUGCACACAGUUCCUCACCAGCCCUGAUGUCUACCGAGGCCUGUUGGCCGACUUCCGAGCCCAGCUGCAGCUGGAGCAGGCACAGGGCGGCUUGCACAAAGUGCGAUCCGAGGGCUCCAGUGGGGCUCUGGGGCUCUCCAGCAUCCCGUUGCCCUGCAGCACUGGCAUCGCCUCGGUGCCCCUCCACCAGCUCAACCUGAACCACCUUAUUAAACUCAGCCGCCCCGCGCCCAAGGAGCUCAAGAAGGAGCCGGUGCAGGAUCCCCUGAAGGAACUAAUGUCCAUCCCCCAGCUGAAGAGAAAGUCUCUGCGCUUCUGGCCCUUCUUGCCAAAGAGAAGACCCCCCUGUAGACCCUUGAAGACCAGCCCCCAGCCCCAAGCAUUCCCCACCCGGGUUCCCUUCCCCAGGGCCCCGACCCCCUCCCGGCCACUCGCCAAGCUCCUGGUCCGGAAGGCCGAAUCCAUGCCCUGUCUGCGGGAGGGCAAAAGGCUGUCCGACUUCCUGGGCCUCCCCCCGUUUCCCAGUCGCCCUCUCUCCCCCACGGUUCUGGUGGCCAAGAGCAAAGCCGAGUUGGCAGCCGGGAUAGUAGCCAAGGACUUGAAGCAGCUGGUCAAGAACCUGAAACUGGAGCAGCCGUGUUCCUCGCCACUGCACUCCUGCCUGGACCCGCUCCUGGGGGCCCUGACCCUGUGCCAGGUUAAAACCAAUCGCUUGAAAGGGCUGCAGGAACCACAGAAGGAGCUGGAAGAAGUCACAUUAGCCUCGGCGCAGCCGGUGCUCCCGAGCACCCCCGAAGUCCCUCUAGACCAGUCCCAGCCGGUCACUUUCACCAUGAAGGUGAACCAGGGCUUUGUCCAGGGCGCAGCCAUGCUGGUCUCCGAGAGAAGCAUCGAGAACACCUACUGCGUGGAGGGCGCCGGGCUCCUGUACAACCACCUGAGCGGUGAGCUGGAACCCAGGCUCCUCGACAAGAUGAAAGUGGAGCACUUUCUGGGUACCAGCAUCCGGGAGGUGUACAAGGAACUGAUGAACUGCGUCUCGUCCCGUUACUUUUCGCUUGAGCAGGAGUCUCCGGGUGAGGAGCCGGCGCUCCAGACCAUACCCUCCGCUAUGUUGACCUCGGCCUUUCUCUUUCCCAAAAAACAGUAUGCUGCUAUCAACCCCAUGCUGGCCGGGAUCGCCUCGUACAAAGUCGACCCUUCAAGUCUCAGUGAAGACAAGAUGGCCUCUUUCUCGUCGUUCCAAGGGCUGCAAGCCUGGGGCGGAUACUUCCAGAAGCUCUCGUGGCUGAGCUGGUGGCGAGCUACCGUGUCUGCGGACGAUUAUUUCAAGUACCUCUACAAAGAGGACACGGAUUUCCUCCACGUCAUCUUCCACCUGUAUCAAGAGGAAGUGCCCAAGGAGGCCCCUCCCCCCGUCAGAAAGACCCCCAAGAUUCAGCACCCACCCCCCUUGCUGCAGGACGAGGAGCCCGACUUCGUGCCCGGAGAGUGGAACUGGGGCAGCCUGACCGAGUACAGCGAGCAGAUGGAGCGGCUCCUCCUGGACGAACCGCACCGGUUCCUGGGCCUGCAGGAACGGCUGGAGCAGCUGUGGAGCAUGCUGGAGGUCCCGGCGAGGGAGCAGCUGGACAUGGCCAUCAAGUACAGCUCCAACACCCACGUGAAGCAGCUGCCGUCGCUGGUGAAGGCCUGGGAGCAGGCCCUGGAGCACAUCCGGCAGCGGGAACUGUUGCUGGGCAAGCUGGAGUGGUUCGAGCGGCAGGCCUCCAACCCCAACCGCUUCUUCCAGAAGACCUCCCGCUCCCGACGCCUACUCGAGGAGAGCCAGGUCCGCGACAAACUCUACAGGGCCCUCAGGCGCAUGGAGAGGCCGCUGACCACCAUCCUGGAGGACAUCGAGGCCCUCUUCGGCGAGCCCGUGACUUUCAAGGGGCGCAGCUACCUGGAGAAGAUGAAGCACGACCGGGUAGAGAUGCUGUUCUGGCUGCAGCAGCGGCGGCGCAUCCGCCAGCUGGUCCGGGCACAGAAGGCCAAGCACAGGAGCCAGGGGGGCCGGGGGCUCAGGAGCCAGGAGCUGACGGCGCCGAGAAACACGCCCAGCACCAGCUGA